AUGCACGUCCAGGGAAACAUCGACAUCGCGCAGAAAGAAGUUGAUGACUUGCAGGCAGCUGUCGACAGCGGCAGCGACAUCCCACGUUGCUUCUCGGAGUGCAAGCUUGUCCGAGAGAGGAACAAAACGCAGGCGCAGCGUGAGCGCACGCAGGGGCGGGUCGAGAAGCUGGAGCCGGAGAUCAAGGAGGCCCAGGAGAAGCUUGACAGGGAGAAAGCCCUCUUGGCCAGACAAGAUGACAAAAUUCCAAAAGCAGACGUGCCCAAGCCGGGCAAGGGCUGGGGUGCGGCCGCGCCCUCCCUGGAGCAAGCCAAGAAGUGCCUGCGCGACCAGGAGACGGACACCGAGAUCGCCGAAGCCAAGAAGGAGGCCGACGCCGCAGCGCGGGAGGCCGCCCACGACAAGCAGCAGAGGAACAAGCGCAGAGCCGAGGAGGAGAUCAAGCAGGAGUUGGUCUCUUUUCCCCAGAACGCCGACGCGACGCAGAUCACAAAGAUCAUGCAGGAGGCAGAGCAGGGGCGGGGGUUCUCCACCAUCAACGCGAACUCCAUCGGCACGCUGGAGCGGAAUAUGCGCCCCAUCAGGUACACGUACAAGUAUCCCAUCAUCAUGGCGCAGGAGCUGCAGGCUAACGAGCACAGCAUCUCCUGCUUCACGCAACGCAUGCAGAAGGAGGGCUGGAGGGGGGCCGACACGUGGGACAUCUCGCCCCGCGAGUCCAGGGGCCGCCUCGCGAUUGGCUGGGUUCGCGCCCUCGGCAAGGACCUCGGCAAGGAGGGCAUCGCCCUAGGCGCGGCCUACCUCUGGGUCAGCGAGGGCAUGACAGACCGCAACAGGGCCAUCCUUCGGAACUUCACUACGGCCGCUGCGGCGGCGGGGAAGUACUGGAUCCUGGGCGGCGACUUCAACAUGGACCCAGCAGAGCUACAACGCACAGGGGUGAUCAACAGAAUGGACGGGGUCAUCGUGUUCGACACCUCGCGCGGCUCGUGCGUCGCACUGGGCGAGGCGCGGCACCGCGACUACUUCAUCAUGUCCAAGACGCUCCUGGAUGGCCCGCUCCACGUGGCCGUGCAAAAUCAGCACAACACGGCGCCGCACUCACCUGUGCUCCUGCGAGUUCCUCGCCCACGGGAAGAGAAACGCUGGGUACGGGUACUGCGGCGCCAACGGCGAUGGCCACUUCAGCUGCCCACAGGCUGCGUGGCGGGGCCGACCUCGUGGCCACGACUCCUGGAGCACCGCAGGCAUACUCAGGAGGAUGUGGACCGCUACUGGGGCAACCUGGCCAACGCGUACGAGGAGCACCUGAACAAGUACUUCAACUACGUCGGCCUGGACUGGCACGAGCGCAAGGGUCACCUGCAGCUGCCCACCUACGCCUGGGAGCAGCUCAAGCCGCCCACGGUGCGCGAGGCCGCGCGGGAGCAGCAGUGGGCGGAGGCAGCUGAAUGGCUGGGGCGCCGCUUGGAACACGUCAGCACCGCAGUGCGAGCGCGGUGGAAGAACGGGAAGCAAGAGACGUUGGACUGGGCUCAGAACAACGCCAAGGGCAUCCUAGGGAAGGACAUCAUCGGGCCGCUCCUCGAGCGGAACCACCCAGCAUGGCGCGCCGAGCCCGACCAGGAGCGGGGUGAUGGCGACGCCACGGACGAGCAGGACAACUCAGACAACCUGGACGAGUUAAACUACACAGUGCGCCGAGUCGAGGAGGACAUGACGAGCCUCCCAGAGAAUACUCCUCGGCGGACCCCCGCUGUCCUCGGCCUCACGGCUUCGCAGGACUGCCCGUUGGUCGGGGCGGAAGCGGCAGGGGAGCGCCGCCGACCGACGGGGCGGGGGCGAUACACGGACAUCGAUUGGGGCAAGUUGGCGAACACAGUCGCCUGGAUCGACGCCGAGCACAUCACCGAGAGGGGCUUGCACUACGUGGACUGCGUGGCCAAGCGCAUGACAGUGGCCAGCCAGCGCACGUGGCGGCGAGCACGACCGGAAGCGGCCCGAGACUGGCGACGCCAGGUGACCAAGCACAGCCAGGCGGGGGCGGGGGCGUUGCACAAGUGGGCACAGCCGCCUGUGCCGUGGGCCCCGAUCCAGCCGACAGAGUCCCGCGCCCAGCAGGAGCUCACGCACCCGCAGGUGGCAGCGGACGCGGCGCUGGAGGGCUGGGAGACGGUCUGGGCGGACAGCUACAACGCCGACGAGCCGUGGUGCCAGGCCCCCAGCGACGACGAGUGGAGCGAGCACAAAGUCCCGCGGAUCACCCCGAGGGACGUCAUCGAGGCUUGUGGGCGGUUCCGAGCUGGGACAGGCCACCAUCCUAUCUACCUGACGCCGAAGGCGGCAGGUGGCUUUCGCAACCUGGGCCUUAUCCCUGAGCUGGCGCGCGUGUGGGAGACCAUCCGCAUCCCCUACGCGAGGCGUUGGGAGGCAGCAAACAAGCGAGUCUAUGACUGGGCACGCCGAGGGAGAUCGUCGGAACGCGCGGCAUGGCUACAGGCACUCUACUGUGAGGCCGCGCGGGCCGACGGACACGACUAUGCGGUGACCUACUUCGACCUGGUCAAGUGCUUCGAGUGGGUCACCCAUCGGAAGGUUUGGGAGGCGUCGCAGAGAUGGGGCUUCAAUCCAAUCAUCAUGCGGACCGUCCUCAAGAUCUACAGCAUGGCGCGGCGCACCGUCCUGGACGGGUGCUACGCCGACGGCAAGGCGUGGCAGCGCGGCAUCGUGGCGGGCAGCGGGUUCCCCUGGGCGGACACGUGCCUCUUCUUCGACGACCUCGCCAUGGCCACGUACGGCAGGCGCGAGUACGUCGACGAGGUCCACCCGCGGCUCAUCGAGGCCGUGGUCACCAUGUUCGAGACCGCGCUGGACAUGGCCGUCUCGCGGGGCGCGGAGGGGAAGACGGUCACCCUGGCCUCCUCCACCGCGCUGGGCCAGCACAUCAACAAGAGUGCCAGGCACCUCGGCGUGAGAGUGGUCAAGCACGAGAAGCACCUGGGAGCGACAGCAACAGCAUGCAGACGGAGGAGAGUGGCCGCCAUCAACAAGCGGGCGCUCAAGUUUGCAGCGAGAAAGGCACGGGUGGCAGCCGUGCGCAGAGCAGGAAGAGCGGCACACAAGCUGAUUCGACAAGCCAAAGUGCCAGCCCUCCUCUACGGAUCGUCCGUCGUCGGCAUGGCAGACCCCAAGCUCGCCGAGCUCAGGAAGAACGCGGCGGCGGCGAUGGAGGGCAACAACAAGGGAAGGUCCACGGCGCUCACGCUGCUCAGCGACAGGGCCGACCCAGGCAUCCUCGCCAACAGUGGCCCCAUCAUCGCCUGGGCUACAGCGUGGCAGGAAGCGCUCGAGGACGACCAGCUGGCCGCGCGGCUCCAGAGCGCGUGGCGCCCCUGGGUGAUGAAGAUCUACAAGUGCAAGGCGCCCUGGCUCACAGUGCGGGGGCCAGCGGGGGCGCCCUGGCUCACAGUGCAAGGCGCCCUGGCUCACAGUGCAAGGCGCCCUGGCUCACAGUGCGCGGCGACGGGCAGGCGCCUCGGCUGGAUGACGCAGGCCUCGCACACAGCCACCAUCGACGGGAACGUGCUCGACCUCCGCUACACCAUGCUGCAGGAGAUCCAGCACCACGUCGCGCGCACCACGGAGAAGCAGCUGCAGGGCGAGUGGUUGGGCCAGCACGGCCGCCUGUGCGGCAUCACCUCCAUCUUCCUGGCACCGGUGCAAGCACUACUACGACGACCCCUCCAGGGCCGCUGGACGCAGGCCCACCGCACUCGAGUGAGGGGCCUGUUCUGCGGAGGGACGUGGCCGCAGGCGCGGCUACACGCAUCAGGAGUUGCCACCGACAGCACAUGCAGAGCGUGCGGGCUGGCACCAGGCACCGACAGGCACCGCACCUUCGCGUGCCCACUGCGCCAGCCACAUCGCGACGUCGUCGGAGGCCUCCACAUUCAGCAGCGAGGAGCCAACCCCUGGCCAGGCCCAGGAGCCGAUGCUCUAUGGGGGCGCGGCAUCACGGCCGACCCCGCCGACGAGCUCGGGCUAUGGGAGUUAGCGUCGUGCGACGACUGGCUCGCCGAGGGCAACUGGGACGGCCUCGCGACAGGGGACAUCUACGUGGACGGAGGUUGGAGCUUCACCAAGCUCAAAGACAAUGACGAGUACGACAUGGACUACGUGUGCUACGGGCCCCUCCCUGGCGCACAGUGGGUCCAGAGCAUCCUGCGGGCGGAGCUCUACGCGCUGCUGCAGGCGCUGCGUGUGGGCACCCCGCCCAUGCGCAUUUUCACCGACUGCCAGAACGUCGUCGACGGCGUGAUGGCGGGACCAGCGUGGCUCGACAAGAGGAGCCGCCCGCACCUCGACCUCUGGGAGUGCAUCGCCCAGGCCAUCGCAGAGCUCGGAGGCCUGGGCCCGCGCACCGUGCAGGUGCUGAAAGUGAAGGCCCAUGCGACGCGCGCCGAGCGAGCAGCUAUCGGGCGCGCGCAGUGGGAGGGCAACAAAAUAGCUGAUCAGUACGCCAAGCAGGGAGCUCUGUAUCAUACCCACCCUGUUUGGUGUAGAGAGGCCUACAUUCAGAAGUAUCGACUGGUUCGGGACAUCUUGGAAUUCGGAGCCUACAUAGGAGUCCUGGGCCGUGACAUUGUCGACACUGAGCAGGGCUCGAGCCCGACGGACUCGAACCCCCCCGACCCCCCCUCGGACCUCCUGGACCUUCCUGGGAACCUGGGGGCGGUCGUGGGCGAGGAGGGCGGGGCCCUGGUGGCCCCUGACCCCCCUGCCCCGCCCCUGGUGGCCGACCUCCCGUCUCGGGCCGCUCUGGACUGGGGGGGCACCAGGGUCGACAGAGCCCAGAGAGCGGGGCACAACAUCGCGACCCGCAACACGUACGUCUUUUCCCGCAGGUGUGCCAGGUACGCCCGUGACAGGCGGGACGGUGCUGGAGAGCGCCAACUUCAGAGUGGCACUGCGCUCUCGGGCUACUUCAUGGUUCGUGACUCCGCGAAGACUGCGAACCACGGUGCGGCCAGCUCCCAGGACGGCGCAGAGGCCGAGGAUGCCACCAAAGCAAAGCUCAAGAAGUUACGGGCACACCUGGCAGAACUUCGACGGCAGGCGGAGGACCCAGACUUGGCCAUGCACGUCCAGGGAAACAUCGACAUCGUGCAGAAGAAGUUGAUGACUUGCAGGCAGCUGUCGACAGCGCAGCGUGAGCGCACACAGGGGCGGGUCGAGAAGCUGGAGCCGGAUAGCAAGGAGGCCCAGGAGAAGCUUGACAGGGAGAAAGCCCUCUUGGCCAGACAAGAUGAGAAAUUGCAAAAACAGAGUGCCCGUAUCGAAGAGCUCAGCGUGCCCAAGCCGGGCAAGGGCUGGGGCGCGGCCGCGUCGUUCCUGGAGCAAGCCAAGAAGUGCCUGCGCGACCAGGAGACGGACACCAAGAUCGCCGAAGCCCUCCGCCACGCGCAGCAGCAGCACACCGCCGAGGAGGAGCGAGCUGCUGCGGCCGCAGCGGCAGCAGCCGCCAAGGCCAAGAAGGAGGCCGACGCCGCAGCGCGGGAGGCCGCCCACGACAAGCAGCAGAGGAACAAGCGCAGAGCCGAGGAGGAGAUCAAGCAGGAGUUGGUCUCUUUCCCCCAGAACGCCGACGCGACGCAGAUCACAAAGAUCAUGCAGGAGGCAGAGCAGGGGCAGGGGUUCUUCACCAUCAACGCGAACUCCAUCGGCACGCUGGAGCGGACUAUGCGCUCCAUCAGGUACACGUACAAGUAUCCCAUCAUGAUGGCGCAGGAGCUGCAGGCUAACGAGCACAGCAUCUCCUGCUUCACGCAACGCAUGCAGAAGGAGGGCUGGAGGGGCCGCCUCGCGAUUGGCUGGGUUCGCGCCCUCGGCAAGGACCUCGGCAAAGAGGGCAUCACCAUAGGCGCGGCCUACCUCUGGGUCAGCGAGGGCAUGACAGACCGCAACAGGGCCAUCCUUCGGAACUUCACUACGGCCGCUGCGGCGGCGGGGAAGUACUGGAUCCUGGGCGGCGACUUCAACGUGGACCCAGGAGAGCUACAGCACACACGGGUGAUCACCAGAAUGGACGGGGUCAUCGUGUUCGACACCUCGCGCGGCUCGCGCGUCACACUGGGCGAGGCACGGCGCCGCGACUACUUCAUCAUGUCCAAGACGCUCCUGGAUGGCCCGCUCCACGUGGCCGUGCAAAAUCAGUACAACACGGCGCCGCACUCACCUGUGCUCCUGCGAGUUCCUCGCCUACGGGAAGAGAAACGCUGGGCACGGGUACUGCGGCGCCAACGGCGAUGGCCACUUCAGCUGCCCACAGGCUGCGUGGCGGGGCCGACCUCGUGGCCACGACUCCUGGAGCACCGCAGGCAUACUCAGGAGGGCGUGGGCCGCUACUGGGGCAACCUGGCCAACGCGUACGAAGAGCACCUGAACAAGUACUUCAACUGCGUCGGCCUGGGCUGGCACGAGCGCAAGGGUCACCUGCAGCUGCCCACCUACGCCUGGGGGCAGCUCAAGCCGCCCAUGGUGCGCGAGGCCGCGCGGGAGCAGCAGUGGGCGGAGGCAGCUGAAUGGCUGGGGCGCCGCUUGGAACACGUCAGCACAGCAGUGCGAGCGCGGUGGAAGAAGGGGAAGCAAGAGACGUUGGACUGGGCUCAGAACAACGCCAAGGGCAUCCUAGGGAAGGACAUCAUCGGGCCGCUCCUCGAGCGGAACCACCCAGCAUGGCGCGCCGAGCCCGACCAGGAGCGGGGCAAUGACGACGCCACGGACGAGCAGGACAACUCAGACAACCUGGACGAGUUAAACUACACAGUGCGCCGAGUCGAGGAGGACAUGACGAGCCUCCCAGAGAAUACUCCUCGGCGGACCCCCGCUGUCCUCGGCCUCACGGCUUCGCAGGACUGCCCGUUGUCCGGGGCGGAAGCGGCAGGACAGCGCCGCCGGCCGACGGGGCGGGGGCGAUACACGGACAUCGAUUGGGGCAAGUUGGCGAACACAGUCGCCUGGAUCGACGCCGAGCACAUCACCGAGAGGGGCUUGCACUACGUGGACUGCGUGGCCAAGCGCAUGACAGUGGCCAGCCAGCGCACGUGGCGGCGAGCACGACCGGAAGCGGCCCGAGACUGGCGACGCCGGGUGACCAAGCACAGCCAGGCGGGGGCGGGGGCGCUGCACAAGUGGACAAAGCCGCCUGUGCCGUGGGCCCCGAUCCAGCCGACAGGGUCCCGCGCCCAGCAGGAGCUCACGCACCCGCAGGUGGCAGCGGACACGGCGCUGGAGGGCUGGGAGACGGUCUGGGCGGACAACUACAACGCCGACGAGCCGCGGUGCCAGGCCCCCAGCGACGACGAGUGGAGCGAGCACAGAGUCCCGCGGAUCACCCCGAGGGACGUCAUCGAGGCUUGUGGGCGGUUCCGAGCUGGGACAGGCCUGGGAGAAGCAGACUGGCACCCGCGUCUCUGGCGACAUGGCGGGUUUCCAGGAGCGGCACGCGUGGCAAGCGUGCUCAACGCGGUGGAGCGAGGAGCGCCUUGGCCCACGUCGCAGGCCGCCAUCCUCAUCUACCUCACGCCGAAGGCGGCAGGUGGCUUUCGCAACCUGGGCCUUAUCCCUGAGCUGGCGCGCGCGCGGGAGACCAUCCGCAUCCCCUACGCGAGGCGUUGGGAGGCAGCAAACAAGCGAGCCUAUGACUGGGCACGCCGAGGGAGACCGCCGGACCGCGCGGCAUGGCUACAGGCACUCUACUGUGAGGCCGCGCGGGCCGACGGACACGACUAUGCGGUGACCUACUUCGACCUGAUCAAGUGCUUCGAGUGGGUCACCCAUCGGAAGGUUUGGGAGGCGUCGCAGAGAUGGGGCUUCAAUCCAAUCAUCAUGCGGACCGUCCUCAAGAUCUACAGCAUGGCGCGGCGCAUCGUCCUGGACGGGUGCUACGCCGACGGCAAGGCGUGGCAGCGCGGCAUCGUGGCGGGCAGCAGGUUCCCCUGGGCGGACGCGUGCCUCUUCUUCGACGACCUCGCCAUGGCCACGUACGGCAGGCACGAGUACGUCGACGAGGUCCACCCGCGGCUCAUCGAGGCCGUGGUCACCAUGUUCGAGACCACGCCGGACAUGGCCGUCUCGCGGGGCGCGGAGGGGAAGACGGUCGCCCUGGCCUCCUCCACCGCGCUGGGCCAGCACAUCAACAAGAGUGCCAGGCACCUCGGCGCGAGAGUGGUCAAGCACGAGAAGCACCUGGGAGCGACAGCAACAGCAUGCAGACGGAGGAGAGUGGCCGCCAUCAACAAGCGGGCGCUCAAGUUUGCAGCGAGAAAGGCACGGGUGGCAGCCGUGCGCAGAGCAGGAAGAGCGGCACACAAGCUGAUUCGACAAGCCAAAGUGCCAGCCCUCCUCUACGGAUCCUCCGUCGUCGGCAUGGCAGACUCCAAGCUCACCGAGUUCAGGAAGAACGCGGUGGCGGCGAUGGAGGGCAACAACAAGGGAAGGUCCACGGCGCUCACGCUGCUCAGCGACAGGGCCGACCCAGGCAUCCUCGCCAACAGUGGCCCCAUCAUCGCCUGGGCUACAGCGUGGCAGGAAGCGCUCGAGGACGACCAGCUGGCCGCGCGGCUCCAGAGCGCGUGGCGCCCCUGGGUGAUGAAGAUCUACAAGUGCAAGGCGCCCUGGCUCACAGUGCGGGGGCCAGCGGGGGCGCCCUGGCUCACAGUGCAAGGCGCCCUGGCUCACAGUGCAAGGCGCCCUGGCUCACAGUGCGCGGCGACGGGCAGGCGCCUCGGCUGGAUGACGCAGGCCUCGCACACAGCCACCAUCGACGGGAACGUGCUCGACCUCCGCUACACCAUGCUGCAGGAGAUCCAGCACCACGUCGCGCGCACCACGGAGAAGCAGCUGCAGGGCGAGUGGUUGGGCCAGCACGGCCGCCUGUGCGGCAUCACCUCCAUCUUCCUGGCACCGGUUGGAGCUUCACAAGCUCACGACAAUGACGAGUACGACAGAGGACUACGUGACGUGGUGGCGCAACUCCCUGGCGCACAGUGGGUCCAGAGCAUCCUGCGGGCGGAGCUCUACGCGCUGCUGCAGGCGCUGCGUGUGGGCACCCCGCCCAUGCGCAUUUUCACCGACUGCCAGAACGUCGUCGACGGCGUGAUGGCGGGACCAGCGCGGCUCGACAAGAGGAGCCGCCCGCACCUCGACCUCUGGGAGUGCAUCGCCCAGGCCAUCGCAGAGCUCGGAGGCCUGGGCCCGCGCACCGUGCAGGUGCUGAAAGUGAAGGCCCAUGCGACGCGCGCCGAGCGAGCAGCUAUCGGGCGCGCGCAGUGGGAGGGCAACAAAAUAGCUGAUCAGUAUGCCAAGCAGGGAGCUCUGUAUCAUACCCACCCUGUUUGGUGUAGAGAGGCCUACAUUCAGAAGUAUCGACUGGUCCGGGACAUCUUGGAAUUCGGAGCCUACAUCGGAGUCCUGGGCCGUGACAUUGUCGACACUGAGCAGGGCUCGAGCCCGACGGACUCGAACCCCCCCGACCCCCCCUCGGACCUCCUGGACCUUCCUGGGAACCUGGGGGCGGUCGUGGGGGAGGAGGGCGGGGCCCUGGUGGCCCCUGACCCCCCUGCCCCGCCCCUGGUGGCCGACCUCCCGUCUCGGGCCGCUCUGGACUGGGGGGGCACCCGGGUCGACAGAGCCCAGAGAGCGGGUCACAACAUCGUGACCCGCAACACGUACGUCUUUUGCCGCAGGUGUGCCAGGUACGCCCGUGACAGGUGGACGGGCCUAUUCUCUCCAUGUCGCCCUCGGGCCCAAAGGGUGAUCGGGGGUAGGCUGACGCGGUUGUGGAGUGGGCUACACCCCUCCACCAACCAGCCCCUGUAG
Molecule: messenger RNA, 9879 nt
Organism: Prorocentrum cordatum
Lineage: Eukaryota; Dinophyceae; Prorocentrales; Prorocentraceae
Source: the annotation of a GenBank genome assembly